This is a messenger RNA of Oryza sativa Japonica Group (Japanese rice), 852 nucleotides long. Its product is annotated as cyclin-B1-5-like. The record is from RefSeq and is a predicted model, not a curated record. Lineage: Eukaryota; Viridiplantae; Streptophyta; Magnoliopsida; Poales; Poaceae.
CCCACGUGGGCCCCACAUGUCAUCUCCCUCUCCCCACUCGGCUCUCCCUCUUCUUCCUCAGCACGCCGCUGCAUGCCGACGACGACGGCGGCCGAAGCAUGCCGGCGGAGCGGCGGCUGCGGCAGGCCGUGGGCGAAGGGAUCCACGAGGAGCGGAGGGGCGGGCGGAGAGGCGGCGGCGGCAGGGCGCGGGCGGCGGAGGUGGCCGGAGGAGGAGGAGGUGCUGCUGUCGCAACGGGGAAGCAGAAGGCCGCUACCGCCGCCGCCGGCCGACCUGGUUCGAGAAACAGGCAAGCCCUCGGUGAUAUCGGCAACGUCCUGAACGCCCAUGUGGUCGACGGCAAGAUCCAGCUGCCGGAGGGGAUCAAUCGCCCCAUCACCAGGAGCUUCGGCGCCCAGCUUCUAAAGAAAGCUCAGGAGAACGCCGUUGGGGCGAACAAGGUACGGAUCCCGGUCAGGAAGGAACCAGCUCCGAAGCCGGCCAAGAAGGUCGUACCCCGUCUGGAGAAUGCCGCCAAGGCCAGCACCGGCGCCGGCGUCAACGAGAACAAGAAGCCUUCGGAGUCGGAGGGCGCCGGCAGCAGCGGCAGCGGCGGCGGUUCAGCCCACAAGUACUCCAGGAAGAAGGUCGUGAACACGCUUAACAACUGUGCUUACUGCUCGUUCCAAGCACGCGUGUGGCAUUACUGAAGCCAAAAGAAGUCGUCGAGGACAUCGACAAGCUCGACAGCGACAACCAGAUGACAUGUGGGCCCCGCCAUUUUUAGAUUAUUAUUUUUGGCUGACAUGUGGGCCCCGCCAUUUUUAGAUUAUUAUUUUUGGCUGACAUGUGGGCCCAUGUUUUUUAUUAUUU